Messenger RNA from Adelges cooleyi (spruce gall adelgid), 1590 nucleotides. Its product is annotated as putative serine protease K12H4.7. The transcript has 9 exons. Gene Ontology annotation, molecular function: dipeptidyl-peptidase activity; serine-type exopeptidase activity. Bases 14 to 1522 code for a protein of 502 amino acids. Lineage: Eukaryota; Metazoa; Arthropoda; Insecta; Hemiptera; Adelgidae. The record is from RefSeq and is a predicted model, not a curated record. Gene Ontology annotation, biological process: proteolysis.
CCAAAAAAGUAAAAUGCGAUUUAUUAUUUAUGCGCUUUUGGGCUGCGUCUGGUGGGACGUCACUUCCGGAGCUCGCAGAAUUAAGCUCGGCUUGGGAGAACCAAAUUCGCCAGAAACACGGAACGCACAACCUGUCGUUGACUAUUGGUUCCAACAGAAAUUAGAUCAUUUCAACGCUACUGAUAAGAGAACAUGGAAACAGAGGUACCAAAUUAAUGAACAAUUUUACAAAUCAGGAGGUCCGGUAUUUCUUAUGAUAGGAGGCGAGGACAAGAUGUCAUCGAAAUGGACCAACUCCGGUGCUUGGAUAGAGUACGCCGGAGAAUUCAAUGCUGUGUGCUUUCAAUUGGAACAUCGAUUUUACGGCGAUAGCCACCCUACCGAAGACGCGAGCACUGCCAAUUUGGUGUACUUAAGCACCGAACAAGCGUUGGCCGAUCUAGCGGAAUUCAUGGUCGGCACGAAAGCCAAAUAUAAUAUUUCUCCUGAGAGCAAAUGGAUAGCGUUCGGUGGGUCGUAUUCCGGAUCGUUGGCCGCAUGGUUGAGAAUGAAGUAUCCGCAUCUCGUUCACGCUGCUGUUUCAUCGAGCGCUCCUCUUCUGGCCAAAAUUGAUUUUCACGAAUAUUAUAAAGUAGUGGAAGACGCUUUGUCCACGUAUAAGCCGGCUUGUGUGACGCAAAUAAAACUAGCCAAUCAAAUGUUGAACGCCAUCAUCGAAAGUGACAAGGAAAUAAAAUAUAUCAAUAAAAAAUUCAAAUUGUGUGAUCCGCUGAACGCGAAAAACAAUAAAGACGUGUCGAUUUUGUUUGAAACGUUAGCCGGUAACUUUGCGGGAAUAGUGCAAUACAAUAAAGAUAACAGAUUAAGCAACAGGACGAAUGAAAUUACAUUAGAGACUUUGUGCGACAUAAUGACUAACGAAUCAAUUGCGUCUCCUUUGGAAAAGUACGCAGCGGUUAACGACAGAAUGUUAUCCUCGAACAACUUGACUUGUACGGAUUACGUGUACGAAAACACAGUGAAUAUCCUUAAAAAUAUAUCUUGGGAAAGCCCGUACGCCUCAAGCAGGCAAUGGACGUACCAGACAUGUACGGAAUUUGGUUUUUAUCAAACAUCCAAUCAAGACGAACAUGUGUUCGGCAGUAAAUUCCCCGUGAAUUUCUUUACCGACAUGUGCGCAGAAGUUUACGGAGAAAAGUUCGACGCAGAUUUGUUGGCUAAAGGCGUGGACCGAACCAACUGGAUGUACGGAGAAUUGAACAUCAAAGAAACCAGAGUCGUCUACGUCCAUGGUUCGGUGGAUCCGUGGCACGCGUUAGGGAUGACUCGUACGAAGACAGUGAAAACAGCUGCAAUCUAUAUUGUCGGAACGGCUCACUGUGCAAAUAUGUAUCCAUCGGCUACCACGGAUCUCCCGCAGCUGACCAAAGCUCGGGCUACCAUAAAAGCUUUUUUGACUGAUUGGUUGACCAUCUCGGAUGACUUGGAUUCCGCGAAUCAGGAGACCGUUCCAUUCGAUUAACUGACACUUAAAUAAUUUUAUUCAAAACAAUUUUUAAAACGUAUUUGUUUUUUAACUCAUGAUAAACU